Messenger RNA from Ricinus communis (castor bean), 1181 nucleotides. Its product is annotated as protein RER1A. Gene Ontology annotation, cellular component: Golgi membrane. Lineage: Eukaryota; Viridiplantae; Streptophyta; Magnoliopsida; Malpighiales; Euphorbiaceae. The record is from RefSeq and is a predicted model, not a curated record. The coding region runs from base 196 to 780 and encodes 194 amino acids. Gene Ontology annotation, biological process: protein retention in ER lumen; retrograde vesicle-mediated transport, Golgi to endoplasmic reticulum. The transcript is spliced from 4 exons.
CUAAAUACCGAAUCUAUCCCCAAACUUAGCAAUUUUGCAGAUCUGCUUUCGUUUCGCUUCGCCUCCAGAUUUUAUUUCUUUCUUUCUUUCACCUUCUUUCUCUCUCUCUCUCUCUCUCUCUCUAUUUCACAGUCCUAAGCUAGCAAAGCUUAGACAACACCCAAGUCCAUUUAAGGAUUGUGAAACUUUAAUUUAAUGGAGGGAGUUGGGGGUGAGGGUGCAUCGGCAGCAUCGCCUGUAGCUCAAUGGGGACAUGAUGUUUGGAGAAUGUAUCAGUAUUAUCUGGAUAAGACUACACCUCAUACAAUCUACCGGUGGAUUGGGUCUCUAGCCAUCGUGGCUAUCUACUGUUUGCGGGUUUACUAUGUUCAGGGUUUUUACAUUGUUUCCUAUGGGCUUGGAAUAUAUCUACUGAAUUUGCUCAUUGGGUUUUUGUCACCUUUGGUUGAUCCUGAAGUUGAGCAUUCAGAUGGACCUUUAUUGCCUACAAAGGGUUCUGAUGAAUUCAAGCCGUUCAUUCGCCGCCUUCCUGAGUUCAAAUUCUGGUAUUCCUUCACAAAGGCAUUCUGCAUAGCAUUUGUCAUGACCUUCUUUUCCAUGUUUGAUGUUCCUGUCUUUUGGCCUAUACUGCUCUGUUACUGGAUCGUUCUUUUUGUCCUAACAAUGAGGCGCCAGAUUGCACAUAUGAUCAAGUACAAGUAUAUUCCUUUCAGCAUAGGAAAGCAGAAGUACGGCGGGAAGAGAUCUUCUGCGAGUAGCAGCAGCUCCCGUGGGGACUAAAAACCUUGGCCGGUUGACAGGGCAUGUAGUAAAGGAGCAGAUGGGAAAAACAAAUAUAGAAGCGAGAAUUGAUGGUGAUUGAUUUUAUUCCUGUUGAGGGACAUGCAUUAAUGUUAUGAUAGAUUUUAAUAUGCACUUCCAAAUAUGCCUUGGCAUUUUAUGAUGGCAGAGUGCUGCUGAUGUUGCAGAAUUAAACACUUUUAUUGUUUAUACACAUAUUAAGGAGAUGCAGUUUAAGUUUCUGAGAAUUUGUCAAAUCAAAUGUAAACUGUCUUCUGGUUUCCUCAUUGUUAGUCAUGGAAAAUGACUUCUGUAGCAGUUAUUAUUGUUUCCAUAGCACUCUAAAACAGUAGUGUAGAUUCAUUGCAAACAAAUUUAAAAUUUAUUUUAUUUUUCGUUUA